AAUUGUUCUACCAGAUAAUAAACACGAAUAUAAUGUUCUCAAAGAUUCUUGCCAUCACAGCUUUCGUAGCUGUUGCUCAAGCAGGGCUCGUUGAGUUCCAAUCAGCUCACUCUCCAAUAGCACACAGCUAUUCGGCUCCAGUAUCUCACGCAUACGCUGCACCAGUAUCCCAUGGCUACGCUGCUCCAGUAUCUCACGCAUACGCUGUCCCAGUGUCCCAUGGACACGUUGCACCAGUAUCCCAUGGAUACGCUGCUCCAGUAUCUCACGCUUAUGCUGUCCCAGUAUCCCAUGGACAUGUUGCACCAGCUAUCUUGAAAACUGCUCAUCAUAAUGAAGAUUACUACGCACACCCCAAAUACGAAUUCAACUACGGAGUAGAAGAUGGCCACACUGGAGACCACAAAUCCCAACACGAGCAACGUGAUGGUGAUGUAGUCAAAGGGUACUACACCGUGGCUGAACCCGAUGGUACUCUCCGUACCGUUCACUACACCGCUGAUGACCACAAUGGUUUCAACGCAGUGGUAGAGAAAUCUGGACACCCAGUACACCCCGCGCCAGCACCUGUUCAUGGAAAGGUUCUCCUUGCUGCCCCAGUACAUGCUGCUCCAGUACAUCAUGCUGCCCCAGCUUACUACCAUCAUUAGACCCUUUACAUGUUACUUGAUUUGAAUAUGUCCCUAAUGUGUUCCAUUUAUUUUUAUAAUAAAUUUUAAAAAGUUUAGUUA
Leptinotarsa decemlineata (Colorado potato beetle) is the source of this 731-nucleotide messenger RNA. RefSeq lists its product as uncharacterized. The record is from RefSeq and is a predicted model, not a curated record. Gene Ontology annotation, cellular component: extracellular matrix. NCBI's taxonomy places the organism in Eukaryota, Metazoa, Arthropoda, Insecta, Coleoptera, Chrysomelidae.